Molecule: messenger RNA, 3620 nt
Organism: Scomber scombrus (Atlantic mackerel)
Lineage: Eukaryota; Metazoa; Chordata; Actinopteri; Scombriformes; Scombridae
Gene: cp
Product: ceruloplasmin
Exons: 24
Coding region: 178-3387 (1069 amino acids)
Biological process (GO): iron ion transport
Cellular component (GO): plasma membrane
Molecular function (GO): copper ion binding; oxidoreductase activity
Source: RefSeq, a predicted model, not a curated record
GUAUAAAGACACAGAAGGUCUAAAGUCUCUGAGACACACUAAAAAACUAAAAGCUGUCGUUUGUCUUCACCUUCCAUCUUUAUCAUUAUCUUCUGCUGGAGUACUGUAUUGUUUCCUGUUUAUUUUGCUUUGGACUUGUACUGUAGUUGGUGAAGUGCCAGCAGUGUACCGCUGAAAAUGCAUCGGCUGGGGUUGUUGUUGCUGUGUUGUGCAGCAGUAUGUGUGUCUGGGAUUAGGAGAGAGUACUUCAUCAGGAUAGAAGAAGUGCCUUGGAACUAUGCCCCAAGUGGGAUGAAUAUCAUACAGAACCGCACACUGCAGGAGGAUGAAGAGGCCUCAGUCUUCCUGAAGAAAGGCCCCCAGCGAAUCGGCUCCACCUACAGGAAAGCUGUUUAUAAGCAGUACAGUGACGCCACCUACAGGACAGAAGUGAUGAAGCCGGACUGGCUGGGCUACCUGGGACCCCUGCUGACGGCUGAAGAGGGAGACACAAUGAUCAUCCACCUGAGGAACAUUGCAUCCAGACCAUACAGCAUCCACGCACAUGGACUAAACUACAGUAAAGGCAAUGAGGGAGCCCUGUACCCAGACGGUACUCCUCCAGAGCAGAAGCGGGACGACUCCGUGCUUCCCAGCACAACAGUGACAUAUGAGUGGACCCUCGCAGAAUCACACAGCCCAAAAUCAGAUGACAGCGACUGCAUGACUAGAUUCUACCACUCCCAUGUGGCCACCGUAAAAGACAUUAACUCAGGACUGAUUGGACCCCUCAUCGUCUGUAAACCAGGAACUGUGGAGGUGCACAGAGACCGGUCUGCAAAUCUGUACGCUCUGUCCUUCAUGGUGUCAGAUGAAAACAUGAGCUGGUACCUGGAUCAGAACAUCAGGACAUAUAUCACUAAUCCUGCCAGCAACCUGAAAGAAGAUGAAGACUUCAUUGAGAGCAACAAGAUGCAUGGUAUAAACGGGUAUCUGUACGGAAAUCUGCCUGGACUGAGCAUGUGCCAAGGCAAUAAGAUCCACUGGCAUUUAUUUGCCUUAGGCAAUGAGGUGGACAUGCACUCAGUUCAUUUCCACGGUCAGAUCCUGACUACUCAGAACCACCACACAGACACAAUCAGUCUUUUCCCUGCCAGCAGCACUCUGGCUGAAAUGGUAGCUGACAACCCUGGACACUGGCUGCUGACAUGCACCGUUAACGACCAUCUGAUGGCUGGGAUGCAGGCUACAUUUGAGAUCAAGAAAUGUUUCCCCAACGUCCAUAAGCCCCGUCCACAUGGUGAGCUCAGACAGUUCUUCAUUGCUGCAGAAGAAGAAGUAUGGGACUACGCUCCUACGCCACCAACUGACCCUGAGGCAGACAUGUUUGUAACCAAAGGCCAAAGUCGUAUUGGAAGCCGCUACAAGAAGGUUCGCUAUGUGGAAUACACUGACAACACCUUCAUGACAAAGAUGCUACGCAGCCCAGAGGAGCAACACCUUGGGAUUCUGGGUCCUGUGCUGCGUGCUGAAGAGAAGGACACAAUUAAUGUGGUGUUUAAGAACAAAGCCAGCCGGCCUUACAGUAUACAGCCACAUGGUGUACAGUACAGUAUAGAGCAGGAUGGGACGGUCUAUCACAAUGAACUGGAAGAGUCCCACACAGAGAAGAAGCUGCGGGAGCUCAAAAAGCAACCGAGGGUGGUCACCACUCCUCCAGCUGCCCUGGUCAAACCUGGGACAGUGUACACCUAUGAGUGGUCAGUGCCUGUGGGAGCUGGGCCAGUACAGGGGGAGGCUGACUGUCUGACCCAUCUCUACUACUCUGGAGUGGACCCUGUCAAAGACACCAACUCUGGACUGGUUGGACCCCUCCUUGUCUGUCGACCUGGAUCUCUGAAGAAAGGAGCACAGAGAAACUAUAAUAAAGAGUACCACCUACUGGCUACAGUGUUUGAUGAAAACUUGAGCUGGUAUCUGGAUGACAACAUUAGGACCUACGCUACAGCUCCCAACACGGUUAAGAAGGAGGACGAGGGCUUUAUGGAGAGCAACCAGAUGCACUCCAUCAAUGGGUUUGUGUAUAGGAACCUCCCAGGCUUGACCAUGUGUAAGGCAGAUAAAGUAACGUGGCACCUGUCAGGACUGGGUACAGAGACAGACAUCAACAGCCUCUAUUUCCAGGGAAACCGCUUCCUCUUCCGCCAGAACAGACGAGACAGCAUCAGUGUUUUCCCUCACAUCUCACACACAGUUACUAUGGAACCAGACAGCAUGGGUCAGUUUGAAGUGGUGUCUGCUACAUUGAACCAUUAUCGUGCCGGGAUGCGAGCAAACUACACGGUACAGAAGUGCAGUGUAUUUCAGCGUCAGGGCGAGACGAUGCUCCACUCCAAAACAUACUACAUCGCUGCCAUGGAGAUGGACUGGGACUACUCUCCAAACCGUACCUGGGAGGCCGAGAUGUUUCGCGGCAUGCAAAAUCCUGCUCCUGUCUUCCUAGACCAGCAGGGUGGGUUUAUAGGCUCCCGUUACAAGAAGGUGGUCUACCGCCAGUUCACUAACGACAAGUUCACUAAGCAGAAGGAGAGAUCACCCGAUAUGGAACAUCUCGGCAUUAUGGGUCCAAUGAUCCACGCUGAUGUCGGGGACAAGGUGAAGGUUGUUUUUAAGAACAUGGCGACCAGACCUUAUUCUAUCCAUGCUCACGGAGUAAAGACAGAAACCCCUGAUGUCUACCACACUAAACCAGGUGAGACUCACACCUACUACUGGUACGUUACGAAAAAUACAGGACCAACCACAGAGCAGGAAGAGUGCUCUGUGUCAGCAUACUACUCUACUGUGGAUGUUACUAAGGAUCUGUACAGCGGUCUGAUUGGUCCGUUGGUGAUCUGUCGCCGUAGCUGGGGCAGGAGUCUUGGACUGAAGAAAGAAGUGGAAGAGUUUGCACUGCUUUUCCUGGUUUUUGAUGAAAAUGAGAGCUGGUAUUUGGAUCAAAACAUCAGGACCCACAUCAGGAGCCCUCGCCCAAACUUGAAGGAUGAUGAAACCUUUAUAGAGAGCAACAAGAUGCAUGCCAUUAAUGGUUAUAUGUAUGGUAACCUGAAUGGCUUGUUCAUGGAGGUGGGUGAUAAGGUGUACUGGUACCUGAUGGGAAUGGGCAGUGAUGUGGACAUACACAGCGUGCACUGGCAUGCCCACAAUGUGGAAUAUAAGCUGGGUGGAGGUCCUCACACUACUGAUGUGUUUGAGCUUUUUCCAGCCACCUUCCAGACAGUUAAGAUGCGUGCUCAGUAUCCGGGUACCUGGUUGCUCCACUGUCACGUCGCUGACCACAUUCAAGCAGGCAUGGAGGCUAUGUACACUGUUACUGAAAAAGCAAAGAAAGGAGGACUCUUUGGUUGAACCAAAAUCCAGCAAUCAGAGACUAAUUAAACAUAAAUAAAUGCUUUAUCACUUUGUGAAAUCCUCUUAAUAUGAGCAGAAACAAUGACAGCACAAAACAAAACAGGAACAUUUUAUCAUUUUAUAUUAAAAUGUGCACUUUUAUAAUUGUCUGACUUCUUUGAUAUUUUCCAAAUGAAAGUGAGGACUGUCCGGUGAUUAUGCUUAAAAAAUAAAAAGACAAAUUAAAUGUG